Molecule: messenger RNA, 868 nt
Organism: Megalops cyprinoides (Indo-Pacific tarpon)
Lineage: Eukaryota; Metazoa; Chordata; Actinopteri; Elopiformes; Megalopidae
Gene: med31
Product: mediator complex subunit 31
Exons: 4
Coding region: 239-625 (128 amino acids)
Biological process (GO): regulation of transcription by RNA polymerase II
Cellular component (GO): mediator complex; core mediator complex
Molecular function (GO): transcription coregulator activity
Source: RefSeq, a predicted model, not a curated record
GCGACGUCAACAUAGCCCCUGUGUUGUUUGAUUUAAUUUUUACAUCCACUAGUAUUAUUUAACUAACUAGCGAGCUCUUUGGGAACACAAAUAUUACUUAAGAGUUAGUUGUUAGUAAUUAAGAUUAGGACUGUGUGGUUAAUUUGGUGGCAACACAGACUCGCUAUUUUACCUCUGCUUUACGGUUUCACCACAACUGCUUGCGAGCUAGCUUGUAACUAGCGGUUUAACGUUAGCUAUGGCAGGUGUUAUGGAAACAGAAGAACAGGCGAGGAACCGUUUCCAGUCGGAGCUUGAGUUUGUCCAGUGUUUGGCAAACCCCAAUUAUCUGAACUUUUUGGCUCAGAGAGGCUACCUGCGAGAGAAACCAUUUGUGAAUUAUCUGAAGUACCUGCUCUACUGGAAGGACCCAGAAUAUGCCAAAUACCUGAAGUACCCCCAGAGCCUGCACAUGCUGGAGCUCCUGCAGUACGAGCACUUCCGCAAGGAGCUGGUCAACGCGCAGUGCGCCAAGUUCAUCGACGAGCAGCAGCUCCUGCACUGGCAGCACUACUCCCGCAAGCGCACUCGCCUGCAGCAGGCCCUGGCGGAACAGCAGCAGCACAGCAACGCCACCGCCAAGUGAGCCCCGCCCCCUGCGGCUGGAACAAUGGACUGACCAAUGAGAGGAGAGUUAAGGGACUAAGAAACCGUGUUUGGGAAAAGGAGACUGGCAUGUGGGAUGAAGGGUUGUACUGUCACUUGAUAUUUUUUUGAAAUAUCAAAUUUGUCACACGUUUACAGGUUAAUAAGCAUAUUUAGUCCCAAGGUUUCAGAAAUCAUGCAGUCUUUAAAAGUGUAUACUGUACCACUAAAGUUCCCGGUCGGU